AUGUCGUCCGCGUCGCAGCUCCGUCAGCUGGCAGACACGCCCAUCCGCGACCCCAUCUCGCCAGAGGGCCUCGCCGCCGUCCUCGGCAGCGCACCCUUCAUCUCCACCCCGGGCGCGUUCAACCUGCGCGACAUGGGCCUCGUGCCCGGCUCGGCCCUGCGGUCUGGCCUCGUGUACCGCUCCGCCAAGCUCGGCCCCGUGCAGUCCGAGUGGAUCGCCAACAAGGUCGGCGUCGUCUUUGACCUGCGCCGCCCUGCCGAGCGCGACAAGUCUCCCGACCCCACGAUCGACGGCGUGCCCAACGUGUGGAACCCGCCGCAGGCGCCAUAUGACGCGCCCAACCUCGCAGAGUUUGCCAUCGGCGACGGCAGCGAGGCGUGGGGCGCGCAGUACCUCCGCGUCCUCAAGGGAUACGCAGUGACGUUCCGCCAGGUCCUCGAGCACGUCCGUGACAGGCCCGGAGUGCCAUUCUUGUUCCACUGUACCGCGGGCCGUGACCGCACCGGCGUGUUGGCAGGCAUCCUGCACGGUGUGGCGGGUACAUCACCGUCGGCCUCGCAGCUCGACUAUCUCAUCUCGCGUAUUGGCACCGAGCCGCGCCGCACCGAGCUCAUGAUGCUCGUGGCCAACAGUCUUGGCGCAGGGGACAAGGACGCUGCCGGGUUGGAGAACCUCGCCAGCCUGCGACCGAGCUUCUGGACCCUCUUCAUCGAGGGCAUGCAGCGCGAGUAUGGCGACUGGGACGGAUACGUGCGCUGGCUUGGAUUCAGCGACAAGGACAUUGCGGUCAUUCGCAGCAACCUCCGGGAGCAGCAGGGCAGGUUGUAA
Apiotrichum porosum is the source of this 828-nucleotide messenger RNA. RefSeq lists its product as uncharacterized. The transcript is spliced from 2 exons. Gene Ontology annotation, biological process: dephosphorylation. The record is from RefSeq and is a predicted model, not a curated record. NCBI's taxonomy places the organism in Eukaryota, Fungi, Basidiomycota, Tremellomycetes, Trichosporonales, Trichosporonaceae. Gene Ontology annotation, molecular function: phosphoprotein phosphatase activity. The coding region runs from base 1 to 828 and encodes 275 amino acids.